ACGUCAUUGCGCGACCGCAGCUGUUGGGCGGGGACAGGUGGAAGAAAGGGGAGGAGUCUUCUGAAGAGCGCUGUUUGACAAUAGAAGGCCUGCGGCCGGUGUCCGGUCGGAGACAUGAGCACCAAACACGUGACGUGCCGGUAUUUCAUACAUGGCGUGUGUCGGGAAGGAAACCGCUGUCUGUUCUCACAUGACAUGGCAAACAGUAAACCGUCUUCAAUCUGCCGAUUCUACCAAAAAGGACAGUGCGCCUACGGAUCCCGCUGUAGAUAUGAUCACGUCAAGCCUUCAAGCCCUUUAGUUACUUAUCCUCAAGAUGUCCCAGCAGCCAUGGCGGACGCCCCUCCCAUGUCAGCAUCUGCAGUGGAAACUCCUCCGGUUGUCACCAAGGGCACCCCACAGAAGCGUGAGAAGAAGUCCAUUGUUUUGAGAGAUCGUGAUCUAUGUGGACAGACAGACGACAAAAACAGAGUCGAUCCAGUUGACAACCCACAAUCUUGCAGCGAAGCACAAGGCGGCGAUGAGUUAGUAAAGCCACAUUCUUACCUUGAAGCCAUCUGUACUGGAUUAGAAGACGUGGAAACAGCCGCCCCUUAUGAAGACCCAUACCAGCUUUGUCCCUAUGCAGCUGCUGGGACAUGUCACUAUGGGGAAAGCUGUGUCUAUAUCCAUGGAGAUGUGUGUGAAAUCUGCAGUCUGCAAGUACUUCAUCCCUAUGACCAGGAACAGAGAAAAUCCCACGAAAAGUUGUGCAUGGCGAACUUUGAACACGAGAUGGAAAAGGCUUUUGCUUUCCAGGCCAGUCAGGAUAAAGUCUGCAGUAUCUGCAUGGAGAUUGUGUAUGAAAAAGCUUCCCCCUCUGAGCGAAGGUUUGGGAUCCUGUCGAACUGCUGUCAUACGUAUUGCCUCUCCUGCAUCAGACAGUGGCGAUGUGCCAAACAGUUUGAGAACCCGGUUAUAAAGUCAUGUCCAGAAUGCCGUGUCAUAUCGGAGUUUGUGAUCCCCAGCAUAUACUGGGUAGAAGAUCAGUGCAAGAAGGAUGAACUUAUUGAGGCUUUUAAGCAAGGAAUGGGUAAGAAAGCAUGCAAGUAUUUUGAUCAGGGACGUGGCACCUGUCCAUUUGGGGGUAAGUGCAUGUACCUGCAUGCAUACCCUGAUGGUACUAAAGCAGAUCCAGAGAAACCAAGAAAACAGCUUGGAUCCGAAGGCACAGUGAGGUUCUUCAAUGCAGUCAGGCUAUGGGACUUUAUCCAAGAUCGAGAAACUCGCAGUGCCCCCACCACCGAUGAUGAAGUGGCUGAGCUUGGAGAUCUGUUCAUGCAUCUGUCAGGAGCCGACCAGCAAGACGCCUCCUCCUCUUCUUCUACCUGAAAUGUGUUUAUUAGAGAGUAUAGAAUAGAGGCUGUAUGGGAUUAGUGUGAUGAUGAUGAUGAUGGCUGAACCAAGUGUCCUUUCCUCCAAGAAAAUAAAACCGAGCCGCUCUGUGAUCUUGUCCCAAGUCUGGGAGUCUCACCCUGUCAGGUUCUUACAUAGCCGGUCAAUAUUUUGUAUUUAGUACAUAUGAUAAUGUAAAAAGAAAGCUGCCCUGAAGA
Messenger RNA from Bufo bufo (common toad), 1592 nucleotides. It is a transcript of the gene MKRN2, whose product is annotated as makorin ring finger protein 2. Lineage: Eukaryota; Metazoa; Chordata; Amphibia; Anura; Bufonidae. Gene Ontology annotation, biological process: protein polyubiquitination. The record is from RefSeq and is a predicted model, not a curated record. Bases 115 to 1371 code for a protein of 418 amino acids. Gene Ontology annotation, molecular function: metal ion binding; ubiquitin protein ligase activity. The transcript has 8 exons.